This is a messenger RNA of Alternaria burnsii, 5535 nucleotides long. Its product is annotated as glycosyltransferase family 2 protein. The transcript has 3 exons. Bases 1 to 5535 code for a protein of 1844 amino acids. The record is from RefSeq and is a predicted model, not a curated record. Gene Ontology annotation, molecular function: chitin synthase activity; ATP binding; cytoskeletal motor activity. NCBI's taxonomy places the organism in Eukaryota, Fungi, Ascomycota, Dothideomycetes, Pleosporales, Pleosporaceae. Gene Ontology annotation, cellular component: myosin complex; cell septum; cell periphery.
AUGGCUUCCAAUCCGCUGCAGAACCCCUCGCUGCCAUCGCUGCCCCAGCACCAGCAGAACGACACGGGCUUGACUUCUGCCCUUGCCAGCCGCUACCACGCACAUCUUCCCAUCGCCUCCCUCUCGUCCCAGGGAAUUGUCGCCAUCAACACAUGCACAGAUGCCAGCCUGGGAGUCGACGGCGGCAAGGAGGGAAGUGCCCACCAGGCCGCCGAGGAUCUCUCUCUCCGAGCCUACACGCGUCUUGGACACCGUUCUGAGGACCAGGCCAUCGUCUUUCUUGGCGAGUCUGGCGCUGGAAAGACGACCAUCCGUGGACAUAUGCUGCGGUCCUUCAUGUCCUUUUCCUCUACACCCCUGUCCAAGAAGAUCGAACACGCCAACUUUGUUUUUGAUGCCUUCACCACUACCAAGUCCCUCACUACCCCGCAAGCCUCCAAAUCCGGUCUCUUAUUAGAGCUCCAGUAUAAUACCACCACCGCAAACAACGCCACUCUGCUGGGCGCUCAGUUCCUCGCCCACCGUCUCGAGCGCAGCCGCAUCGCUUCCGUUCCCACUGGAGAGCGCACCUACCACGUUCUCUACUACCUCCUCGCCGGCACCAGUCUCAAUGAGAAGAAGCAUCUCUUCCUUGACGCAGUAGGCGGAGACGGUAAUGGCGGCAACCGUACCUCGCUUGGUUCCAACAAGAGAUGGCGCUAUCUCGGGCACCCCACACAGCUCAAGGUGGGUAUCGACGACACCAAGGGCUUCGCUGAUUUCAAGGCCGCUCUGCGCAGGCUUGAGUUUGGCAAGGAAAGCAUUGCAGGCAUAUGCGAGAUUAUGGCUACCAUCAUGCACAUUGGUCAGCUCGAGUUUGAGAUGGGUCAAAACACUACCCCUGCGCCCGAUGAGAGCGGUGGUUACUCCCACGAGGGUGGUGAGUCUAUCACCGUUGUCAAGAACAAGGACUCUCUAGUACCCAUUGCUCAGUUUUUGGGUGUCGCCAUGUCCGAUCUAGAGCAAAGCUUGCGAUACAAGUCCAAGACACUUUACCGCGAGCGCGUCACUGUCAUGCUGGAUCCCAAGGGUGCACGAGCCAAUGCGGAUGAGCUCGCCCGCUCUCUCUACUCACUUCUUGUAACAUGGGUCAUGGAGCAGAUGAAUUCUAGGAUCUCGGUGCCGUCUGAGCAGAUUUCCAACACCGUUUCAAUGGUCGACUUCCCCGGAUUCGCCAACUUUGCGGCCACCGGAUCAUCACUCGACCAGCUGCUCAAUAACACUGCGAACGAGUCUCUCAUCUCUUUCUGUCAAGAGAGCUUUUUCCAACGGCAAAUCCAAGAGCUGGAAGCCGAAGAGAUCUCUCUGCCACCUAUGGCUUUCUACGACAACACCGCCGUGAAGACGGGUCUCAUGAAGCCAGGCAAUGGCCUUUUGAGCAUUCUCGAUGAUCAGAUGCGCCGUGGCAAGACCGAUAUGCAGUUCCUUGAGGCUAUUCGUAAGCGUUUCGACGGCAAGCACCAGGCUAUCGUACCUGGUAGUCUUACUGUCGUACAACCCGGCAGCAACUUCCCCACGCCUAACACUUCGCCAACCUUCACAAUUCGCCAUUUCACAGGUGACAUUGACUACAGCGUCGAGGGGCUGCUGGAAGAGAACGCAGAGCUUAUCUCUGGUGACAUGAUGCACCUACUCAAGUCUGCGCAGGCUCCGUUCGUUCAACAACUUUUUGGACAAGAGGCUCUUCAGAAGAUGUCACAUCCCAAAGAGAAGUCAGCUAUUGUUCAAGCCACCGUUAGCUCCAAACCCACGCGUCAACCUAGUCUGGCAAAGCGGAAGGCUGACAAGACGGGACGAUUUGGACGUCAACUCAAUGUAUUCGACGAAGAGGCCAUCAGUGAUGCUGAAAGCAACAUCUCUGGCACCAAGAAGCCUGGAGAGUCCCAGAAGCAGACUGGUGCUGCGGGUCAGUUCAUCAGUUCCUUGAGGACCAUUGAAUCGACAAUGCGGAAAGCCAACGCUUACUUUGUCUUCUGCUUGAAACCCAAUGACAGAAGGAUUGCAAAUCAGUUCGACAGCAAGUGCGUUCGUCAACAGGUUCAGGCUCUCGGUAUCGCAGAGAUCAGUCAACGUCUCCGGGUUGCUGAUUACAGCAUUUUCAUGCCUUUCGCGGAGUUCCUCGGACUUGCUCAAACUGACCUUGCCAUUGUUGGUAGCGACAAAGAAAAGGCUGAGAUGGUCCUUGAUCAAAAGCCGUGGCGAGAGAACGAAGUUCGUGUUGGUGCCACUGGUGUCUUCUUAAGUGAGAAGUGCUGGCUCGAGAUUGCCAAUGUAUCGAACCUCGCUCCUUAUGCACGUGGACCUGCUGAUUCCAACGACAAUCUGCUUACUCCCGAAGCUGGUCGAUCGUUUGGUGACGUCCGAACCGGCCUUCUUUCGCCCUCGCCUGGCGCAUACUAUGACGACAAGAGCGGCAACUAUUUCGGUCAGCGUGAUAUUGAUGCUCGCUCAGAAGCGCCGUCUGGCAUCACCAAUGGGGACAUGUUCCAUGGCUUGGAACAGCCCAAAGCCAUUGACGACGAGAAAGCAGCUGAUGCAAAACUACAAGAAGUCGAAACCAUUCCCACCUCCAGCAGUCGAAAGAGAUGGGUGUUCAUUGUCUACGUCAUGACAUGGCUCAUUCCCGACUUUGCUAUCCGAUACAUUGGACGCAUCAAGCGCAAAGACGUGCGGAUGGCAUGGCGAGAAAAGUUAGCCAUCAACAUGAUCAUUUGGUGGAGCUGUGCGUUUGUCAUCUUCCUCAUGAUUGGGUUUCCCGCUGUCAUCUGCCCGAAACAACAUGUUUACUCUUCUGCUGAACUGACUUCCUACGACGGCAAGGAUGGAAACGAAGCUUACGUUGCCAUCCGGGGUAUCGUCUACGACUUGGGAGAGUUCAUUCCACACCAUUACCCCAGCAUUGUCCCACAGAAGAAUCUGGAGAAGUACUCAGGAAAAGAUGCGACCAAUCUGUUCCCUGUGCAGGUCUCUGCUCUGUGCUUAGGCAAGGACGGAAAGGGGAUCAACGACGCCGUUCAACUGAACUACAAGAACUCCAAUUACACCGACUCAUCCGUGAACAAUCUCAUCAGUACCACCGAUCUCAACGCGCAAUACCAUGACUUCCGGUCUUUCACCAACGAUUCUCGUCCCGACUGGUGGUUUGAGCAGCAAAUGUUCCUCAAGGCCAACUACAUGAAAGGCCGAGUUGGAUACAGCCCUGAAUAUCUGAAAACGCUUGGAAACAAGGGUAACUCGAUUGCCUACAUGAAUGGCCGCGUAUACGAUUUCACGGAUUACAUCCCAGGUGGUCGCGAACUCAAGUUCCCGAUUGGUGAGGAACCCAACGACACAGGAAAUAUCGAUACCGACUUCAUGUCACGAGACGUCGUGGACAUUUUCCGAGUUCAGGCUGGUAAAGACAUUACCAAGUACUGGCAGAAUCUCAACUUGGACGCUACAACAAAAGCGAACAUGGAGACCUGCAUGAACAAUCUCUUCUACGUCGGCGAUGUCGACACCAGAAACUCGGCCAAGUGCUUGUUCGCCAAGUACUUCCUUCUUGCGAUUUCCAUUAUGCUAGUCAGUGUCAUCGGUUUCAAGUUUCUUGCGGCUCUUCAGUUCAGCCGAAAGACAGACCCGGAAAACAUUGACAAGUUCAUCAUCUGCACCGUUCCCGCGUACACUGAAGACGAAGAAUCCCUUCGUCGUGCUAUCGAUUCCGCCGCUAGGAUGAAGUAUGAUGACAAGCGCAAACUACUUGUCAUUGUCUGCGAUGGCAUGAUUAUCGGUCAAGGCAACGACAAGCCCACUCCUCGUAUCGUUCUCGACAUUCUGGGUGUCCCCGAGGCUACCGACCCCGAGCCACUCAGCUUCGAGAGUUUGGGCGAAGGACAGCGUCAACACAACAUGGGCAAAUGUUACUCUGGUCUGUACGAGGUACAUGGUCACAUCGUGCCUUUCCUGGUCGUGGUCAAGAUCGGAAAGCCUUCGGAAGUCUCCAAGCCUGGUAACCGUGGAAAGCGUGACUCCCAGAUUAUCCUCAUGCGAUUCUUGAACCGUGUGCACUACAACCUCCCCAUGACUCCGCUUGAGCUCGAGAUGCAUCAUCAGAUUCGGAACAUCAUUGGAGUCAACCCUACCUUCUACGAAUUCCUUCUGCAAAUUGAUGCUGAUACCGAGGUUGCACCUGACGCCGCCACUCGAUUUGUCGCAGCCUUCCUUCACGAUACUCGCCUACUUGCCAUUUGUGGUGAAACCGCCCUCACCAACGCCAAAUCCUCUUUCGUCACGAUGAUGCAAGUGUACGAAUACUUCAUUUCCCACAACUUGACCAAGGCUUUCGAGAGUCUGUUCGGCUCAGUUACUUGUCUUCCUGGUUGUUUCACCAUGUACCGCAUUCGCGCUGCCGAGUCUGGAAAACCAUUGUUCGUCAGCAAGGAAGUCGUCGAAGCCUACCAAGAGAUUCGGGUCGACACUCUACAUACGAAGAACCUGUUGCAUCUGGGAGAGGAUCGUUUCUUGACCACGCUCCUCCUCAAGUACCACUCCAAGUACAAGACAAAGUACACAAUGAGAGCACAUGCUUGGACCGUGGCGCCUGACAGCUGGUCCGUCUUCAUGUCUCAACGUCGUCGCUGGAUCAACUCUACUGUUCACAACCUGAUCGAACUCAUCCCGCUUACCCAGCUUUGUGGAUUCUGUUGUUUCAGUAUGCGCUUCAUCGUCUUCAUGGAUCUGCUUUCAACGGUCGUACAGCCUGUCAUUGUUGUUUACAUUGGUUAUCUCAUCUACACACUGGUGUGGUCGCCUGAUGUAGUUCCUAUCACGGCGUUCAUUCUUCUUGGUGCCAUCUACGGUCUACAGGCCAUCAUCUUCAUUAUUCGACGCAAGUGGGAGAUGAUUGGUUGGAUGAUCAUCUACAUCUUUGCAACACCCGUUUUCGCCUUUGGUCUACCUCUGUACUCUUUCUGGUACAUGGACGACUUCUCCUGGGGUAACACUCGUGUUGUUACUGGUGAAAAGGGCCAGAAGAUUGUUGUCACGGACGAAGGCAAGUUUGACCCUGCCAGCAUCCCUAAGAAGAGGUGGGAGGAGUACCAAGCAGAGAUGUGGGAGCAGCACACCAUCCGUGACGACCGCUCGGAGGUUUCAGGUUACACCUACGCUACCAGGAAGCCGUUUGGAAGCGCAUCUGUCGCUGGCUCAGAGUAUGGAGGCAUGCCACCAUCCCGCCCCAUGUCGCACCUCAACCUCCCACGCUACGACAAUCACUCACGAAUGAGUCUUGCCCAGAGCGGCUACGGCAUGGAUAGCAUGGAGAUGGCGAACCUGCCAAGUGACGAUGCUAUCUUGGUCGAGAUCAAGGAUAUCUUGUCCAAGUCUGAUCUCAUGAACGUCACCAAGAAGCAGAUCAAGGCCGAACUAGAGCAGAGAUUUGGAUGCGAUCUCACGCUCAAGAAGCAGUUCAUUGGCUCUGCUGUCGAGUCCUUACUCAUCAGCGGCCAGCUAUACUAA